This is a messenger RNA of Papaver somniferum (opium poppy), 1600 nucleotides long. Its product is annotated as aldo-keto reductase family 4 member C10-like. Bases 203 to 1225 code for a protein of 340 amino acids. Gene Ontology annotation, molecular function: aldose reductase (NADPH) activity. Lineage: Eukaryota; Viridiplantae; Streptophyta; Magnoliopsida; Ranunculales; Papaveraceae. The record is from RefSeq and is a predicted model, not a curated record. Gene Ontology annotation, cellular component: cytosol. The transcript is spliced from 5 exons.
CUAAAUUCUGCAUUUCUUCUUUCCUUUUCUCUCAACAAACAAUUUUACAAGUAGAGAGAAAAGAAAACAUUAAAAAAAUACUAAAACAAGUUCUCAUUCUAUAUUUUGUUUUCACUCCUGGAAGAGAAAGAAACCAAGAAAGAAAGAGAAACAAAACAUUUAUCCACUGCUGCUAUCUUGAUCUUAUUUGGAGAUUGAAGAAAUGAAAGCUAAAGGAGGAUGUGUAGGAAAUCACUUUACACUGAAUAAUGGGACGAAAAUUCCUGCAGUUGGACUUGGGACAUGGCAGAGUGGAGGAGACCUUUGCGUUGAAGCUGUAAAAACUGCUCUAGAAGUUGGAUAUCGUCAUCUAGAUUGUGCCCAUCUUUACGGAAAUGAAAUCGAAGUUGGUGAAGCACUUUUAGAGGCUUUUCAUGGUGGACUAAGUAGGGAGGAGAUUUUUUUGACUUCUAAGCUUUACUGUACUACCAAUUCUAUCAGGAGGAUAGAGAAUUCGGUAAGGGUUUCUUUGAAGAAUCUAGGAGUUUCUUACUUGGAUCUCUACUUGGUACAUUGGCCUGAGAAUUCAGCCUUUGGUGACGCAACUGACCCUCCAUCCAAUUUGGGUAGUGAGUAUAGACAGUUUUCACAGAGACUGCAACCUACGUGGAAGGCAAUGGAAGGCUUAAUAGAGCUUGGUCUGGUUAAGUCUAUUGGAGUUAGUAAUUUUGAUGUGCAGCAGAUCAGCGAACUUCUCCAAUUUGCUAAAAUUGUUCCAGCAGUCAAUCAGGUGGAGUUGCAUCCUUUCUGGAGGCAAGAUGAAUUAGUGAAAUUCUGUCAAUUGAAAGGCAUACAUGUAUCUGCUCACACACCUUUAGGGGUACCUAUUUCUAGUCAAGGAUUGUCUGACACUGGAUCAAGGGGCGAAGAAGAACCAGGGACUCCUCGAAUAUCAUUCAGAAGGUCGAGAUCGGUUCAUGGACCUAUGCUGAAAAUAUCUGUUGUUGCCCAAAUAGCGGAGCGGCAUAAAAAGACCCCUGAGCAGGUUAUUCUUCGCUGGGGACUGCAGAGAGGAACCUGUGUUCUUCCAUGCAGCUUGAAACCUGACAGAAUUAAAAAGAACAUUGAUAUUUUCAGCUGGUCUCUCUCAGACGAUGAGUUUAAUAGAUUGAACAGGAUUGAACCUCAGGUGAUAACUGUUUUCUUGUUUGGUUCUCGGUCUUGGAACUGGUACAUCAUGUCCUAGAACGAAGAUCUCCCUUGCAAGUCACAGACUCACAAGGGUAUCCAAUUUUGGUACCCUCCCGCUCUCGCCUCUUUGGGAUACAGCAAACACAGGCUAAACUGGUACAACUAACUGGGCAUCUCGGGUAUUAUGAGAUGCAGAGUGCUCUACAUGAAAAGUGAGAAACAAAUAAAGAGUUCUGAAGUUAUAUCUGGAAUGCCCAGUGGAGAUGUGACAGAAUGGGGUUCUGAGUUCAGUAUCUCUAUUGAAUAAUUUGAAUUUGUAGUUGGCACAGGAAUACUUGGCUUGUAUAACUGUGUGAGGAUGAAAUUUGCAAAACCCGAUUCUCCACGAAUAGAAGUCUAUGACUGCAAAUUAAGCCGAAAAUAGCAUUCC